AUGGCCGCGUCCAGAGACACCUCGAUGAGGUAUAGCUCCUCCCCCGAGCUGUCCGAUCCUCCCUCGGGACUCUCAGAAACCACCUCGCCGACGCAUUAUGGCACCUCCAGAGCAAGGCAUGCCGGCGAGGCGGCCGACGAGAUCGUAGUCGACCAUUCCCUCUACAGACUCGACCACUCCGGCCAGCCUGUCCUCACCAAGGACGGCGUUCCUCGAAGAAAACCCGGCCCCAAGCCUGGCACCAAGCUUGGCAAGCGCAACACCAACAGCACCAACCCAGACGGCUCGCCCGCCGAAGGGGCCAAGAUUCGCCGGCCUAGGAAACCCAAGGAUCCCAACGCGCCGCCCGUCCCGCGCAAGCGGAAGCUGGCUCCCACAGAUCCCGACGCCGCUGAGCCGCACAUCGAGGCUCGAUCCGCGAGCAUCGGCGCCGGGGCACCGCGGCAGACCAAGCUGACGGACAUGGCAACGACGACGGGCCGGCUCGAACCCAUGGCCCAGCCCUUGAAGCGCGAGAGCUCAGGUCCCCGCAUGUCCAACAUGUCCAACAUCCUGAACGCUGAUCCCGACCCGCAGCCGCUACCGGCCAGUGCUGCACCUUCCCGGUCCAGCGGCACCAACUACGACCCGAUCCGGUCCAACUACGACCCGGUUCGCGGGACCAUGGUCACCCACAGCUACUCCAACAACCCGCUGGGGUCGCCCCGCGCGCCCGCCAAUGUCGUCAACCGCGCCAGCGCCUCGCCCUCGAUUGCCAGUCUGGUCGACCCGCCGGUGCAGAACAUCAUCUCGCCCAUCCCGACACAUACUACCUUCGCCCAGAGCAGCGCGUCGAGGCCGCGCGAAGAAGCCAGCUCCAUGCCGGACUCUCCCAACCCCUUCCUCACCCCGAAGGAGUUCGCACCGCCUCCUGCACUCAAGCCAGCGGCGCCCGAGGCAAAGAAGCCCCAAGUGCCCACGGUCACCAAGGCCCAGAUCGAGAUCCGCCCGCAGUCCAUCACGACCAUCGGAGCCGCUUCGAAACGCACUCCUCCCAAGAACCAGAGUACUGCCUCUUCGUCCCCAAGAUUUGGUGCUCAGAAAGACCUCCCGGCCCUUCCGGGCGAAAACGGCCGCUCCAUCCUGGACUUCGGCAGGGCUGAGCCUGGUACUGAGCAGGAGGUACCGUCCAUCAUCUUGGAUAUCUCUCUCAACGGCGAGAGCAACAAGUACGUCAAUUUCAUGCGCCUGGCCGAAGAGCGCUACGGUUGGGAUACUCUGCAUCCGCGCCAAGCUGAGAACCGGGCUCGGAAGGCCCGCAUCGCCGCCGCCUCGGCGGCUCUUGCGCAAAACGACUCGGGUCGCGAGGGUGACGAGAUGAGUGUGGACGAGUCCGACAACGAGGACAGCAACGUCGAGAUGGGCGGCACCAGUGGCCCAGACAAGCCUGACGGCAAGAUCAAGAAGAAGAAGCGACACUUCAAGGAGGACGAGUACGACCGGGACGACGACUUUGUUGACGACUCGGAAAUGCUCUGGGAGGAGCAAGCCGCGGCUAGCCGGGAUGGCUUCUUCGUGUACUCUGGCCCCUUGGUGCCGGAGCCCGAGAAGCCGGAGCCUGGACGGGGCGAAGGUCGACCGGCUCGAGGCCGCGGCUCCCGCGGUGGGCGAGGAUCUGGGCGUGGCACCGGCACGACGCGUGGCCGCGGUGGCGGCCCUGGCUCGCGUGGCGGUGUAGUUCGCAAGCCUCGAAUGACCAAGGCCGACAAGGCGCAGAUGGAUCGCGAGAAGGCCGAGCGCGAGGCCGCUUUCCUCAAAUCGACAAAUGGCGGCGGCAAUUACAAUGUUCUACACCCUGCUAGCCCGCAGUUCGCAGGCCUGUAG
This is a messenger RNA of Neoarthrinium moseri, 1863 nucleotides long. RefSeq lists its product as uncharacterized. The coding region runs from base 1 to 1863 and encodes 620 amino acids. The transcript has 2 exons. The record is from RefSeq and is a predicted model, not a curated record. Lineage: Eukaryota; Fungi; Ascomycota; Sordariomycetes; Amphisphaeriales; Apiosporaceae.